CUGCAUCUACCUAUAUAAGUAGCCUACGAACCAUCUCCCAGUCCAACACAACCAAGAAGUUCUUGAAGCAAUAUUCCAUUAGAUCAAGAGGGUCUUCAAAAGAGAGUUCAGAGAAUAUAAAGAAUGAGUCUAUCAAAAAGGGCUUGGGUUGUAGCAGUGAGUGUUGGAGCAGUGGAGGCAUUAAAGGACCAGGGAUUCUGCAGGUGGAAUUACACCAUCAGGUCACUCCACCAGCACGCCAAGAACCAUGCCAGGUCGGUUUCUCAGGCCAAGAAGCUGUCUUCCCAAUCUGCAGCUGCGGUCUCCCGGGUAAGAGACGAUGAGAAGGUGAAACGGGCUGAGGAGUCUCUGAGGAAAGUCAUGUACCUGAGCUGUUGGGGUCCUAAUUAACUGGACCACUAAUUCUUGGUUCUUGGCAGAGUACCACGAAUCAAUUGUACAUGAUUGUGGGUUAUAAUUUCUGUUCUUCGGUUUUGGCUCCAUUAAUUAAAGAAGAUAAGAUUUUGAUUCAA
Messenger RNA from Punica granatum (pomegranate), 512 nucleotides. NCBI's taxonomy places the organism in Eukaryota, Viridiplantae, Streptophyta, Magnoliopsida, Myrtales, Lythraceae. The record is from RefSeq and is a predicted model, not a curated record.